This is a messenger RNA of Oncorhynchus mykiss (rainbow trout), 3181 nucleotides long. Its product is annotated as E3 ubiquitin-protein ligase MID1. The record is from RefSeq and is a predicted model, not a curated record. Gene Ontology annotation, biological process: regulation of microtubule cytoskeleton organization. Gene Ontology annotation, molecular function: protein binding; zinc ion binding. NCBI's taxonomy places the organism in Eukaryota, Metazoa, Chordata, Actinopteri, Salmoniformes, Salmonidae. Gene Ontology annotation, cellular component: cytoplasm.
GGCCAGCUCUCCUACUGUAGGUGGAGCUGUCUGUCCUGGAGUUGUGGGGAAGGUCUUCCUGUUGUGCUGGUUACCUUUUGCUCUCUGUCUCUGGUUCCUGGUUAGUGACAGCCGUGUACACCGGUACAGCAGGAUUACUGCAUUACGAAGACUUUUGUCAUCUGGGUACUGCAUACCGACCACCUCCUCGUUACGGGGGGGACGGUUUUCCUUUGAUGUCCUUUAAUACGUUUUCAUGAUUUAUGGUCAGAAGUUUUCCCCUCAACCGAAAUGUCUCUGCAGUGCAAAGCGGGACGGAAUCCACCGAUAGCUGAUCAGCUUCCCUGGAUUUCGCUGACGACAUCGCUUUGUUGCGUGUGAAGAUGGAAACACUGGAGUCGGAGCUGACCUGCCCAAUCUGUCUGGAGCUCUUCGAGGACCCCUUGCUCUUGCCCUGCGCUCACAGCCUGUGUUUCAACUGUGCCCACCGCAUCCUGAUCUCCCACUGCAGCCCCAACGAGCCUGUGCAGUCCAUCAGCGCCUUCCAGUGCCCAACCUGUCGCUAUGCCAUCACCCUCAACCAGAGGGGCCUAGAGGGACUGAAGCGUAACGUCACUUUGCAGAACAUCAUCGACCGCUUCCAGAAGGCUUCCGUGAGCGGGCCCAACUCCCCCAGCGAGACUCGCCGUGAGCGGGUCGCCCCGGACGGCACGGCCAUGACCUCCCCCAGCGAGAGGGUGCAGUGUCAGUUCUGUGAGCAAGACCCUCCCCAGGAUGCCGUCAAGACCUGUGUCACCUGUGAGGUGUCCUACUGCGACGAAUGCUUGAAGGCCACCCACCCCAAUAAGAAGCCCUUCACCAGCCACCGUCUGAUCGAGCCCAUGCCGGACUGCCACAUCAGGGGACUCAUGUGUCUGGAGCACGAGGACGAGAAGGUGAACAUGUACUGUGUCACAGAUGAACAGUUGAUCUGUGCCUUGUGCAAACUGGUCGGUCGGCAUCGGGACCACCAAGUAGCCGCCCUCAGCGACCGCUAUGAGAAACUCAAGAGAACUCCAGACUGCUAUCUCAGUGAGAGGAGCGAGCAAGAGGAAGCAGACCAGGAGAUAUCUACGCAAACCUUGGACUCCAACCUCAGCAAUCUGAUUAAGAGGAACAACGAGUUGGAAACUCUGAUGGGCAAGUUGAUCCAGAUCUGCCAACAUGUGGAGGGGAAUGCAUCAAGACAAGAGAACAAGCUCCUGGAAGAGUGUGACCUCCUGAUGGACGUGGUACAGCAGAGAAGACAGAUCAUAGCCACCAAGAUAAACGAGGGAAAGGCUAUCCGUCUGAGAAAACUAGCCCAGCAGAUCGCCACCUGCAAGCAGAUCAUCGAGAGAUCGUCAUCCCUCAUCACUCAGGCAGAUCACACCCUGAGGGAGGGAGACCACGCCCGCUUCCUGCAGACAGCCAAAAGCAUCUGCGAGAGAGUGUCCAUGGCGACAGCAUCCUCUCAGAUCCUGAUACCAGAGAUCAACCUGAAUGACACCUUUGAUACGUUUGCGUUGGACUUUACAAGGGAAAAGAAAAUGCUGGAAGGCUUGGAUUACCUCACAGCACCAAAUCCCCCAAUAAUCCGGGAGGAAUUAUGUACGGCAUCGUAUGACACCAUCACUGCUCACUGGACAUCAGAUGACGAGUUCUGCGUGGUCUCCUAUGAGCUGCAGUAUGCCAUCUUCACUGGACAAGCCAAUGUCGUCAGUUUGUGUAACUCGGCUGACAGUUGGAUGAUUGUGCCCAACAUCAAGCAGAACCACUACACCGUGCAUGGACUCCAGUGUGGCACCAAGUACAUCUUCAUGGUCAAAGCUAUCAACCAGGCAGGGAGUCGCAGCAGUGUGCCUGGGAAGCUCAAGACCAACAGUCAGCCGUUCAAGUUGGACCCAAAGUCUGCUCACAAGAAGCUGAAGGUCUCCCACGACAACCUGACGGUGGAGCGAGACGAGACGUCGUCCAAGAAGAGCCACAAUCAGGACCGCUUCACCAGCCAGGGCAGCUACGGCGUCACUGGGAAUGUGUACAUCGACAGCGGGCGCCACUACUGGGAGGCCUUGAUAGGAGGGAGCACAUGGUUUGCUGUGGGCGUUGCUUACAAGUCAGCACCGAAACACGAGUGGAUCGGCAAGAACUCGGCCUCGUGGGUAUUAUCUCGAUGCAACAACUCCUGGGUAGUACGUCACAACAGCAAGGAGAUGCCCAUCGAGCCGUCCCCCCACCUGCGCCGCGUGGGGGUGUUGUUGGACUACGACGCCGGUUCCCUGGCCUUCUACGAUGGCGCCGGCUCACAGCACCUGUACACGUUCGACAUCACCUUCGCUCAGCCAGUGUGUCCCGUGUUCAACGUGUGGAACAAGUGUCUGACUGUUCUCACGGGGCUGCCCAUCCCAGACCACCUCGAGGGGACAGACUGCCAGGAUUAACAGGCCAGCUAAUGCAACACAAAGGGAGCAGAACAGACCCACUUCAGCCUCACCUGGCUGCCUUUGUGUCACACCAUCCAUGCUGUAUAAAGCAGAACAAAGCCAUGGUGCCAGAUCAGUCUCCAAUCAUUCUCUUAUAGAAGCAAAUACAUUGUUUUUUAAAAAUUAUUUAUGGAAACCAUUUAUUGGGUUAAAAAAAAUAUUGCAGAUUUUAUUUCUUGCUUUAACACAUUAAUAUUCACUGCUAUAUUUAUGCUUGUUGGUUUUGGGAUGUGCUUAGCAGGCAGUGGUUAGAGCGUUGGGCCAGUAACCAAAAGGUUGCUAGUUCGAAUCCCUGAGCUGACAAGGUAAUACGUCUUUCUGUUGUUCUGCCCCUGAACAAGGCAGAUAAUCCUCUGUUCCCCGGGCAGGCCGUCAUUGCCUAGUUAAAUAAAACAAAAUGAAAAGCCCUGAAAUGAGUUUAUUUCAUACAGUACACAUACAGUAGAUUGUUGACCUUUUGUCCAUGUAUCAGUCGUUAGCAGCAUGUUGCUAAAUGUUUUACAUGUAACCUGUUUAUUUUGACAUGUCAUCAUGACAUCAUCAUGACAUCAUCAUUACAUCAUCAUGACAUCCGUUCCUCUGAUUACAGAGCAGUUAUAACAGGAAUAUUCAUCUACAAUCUUCUGUUUCAUACAAGAUCCUCUCCAUGAUUUUUCUUAUGUAUUAGGAUGAUGUUUGUGAAAAUAAACAUGUUAAGAGUU